AUCACUUCUACUUUCAAAGAGCAGGCAGAAAGCAUCAAAGCUUCUUGUUCUGAGCCUUUUCUCAGUUUCACCUUCGGAAAAAGGAUGUGGAAGGUUAUUGUUCCUUUUUUUGCCGCUCUUUUGGCCUUUGGCUUUUGUCAGAUGAUCGCUGGUGGCUUGCAAAAGAUAGAAAAUGCAGAGAACGAUGAGGGGUUCCAGAGAGCUUUGCAGUUUGCCGUUGUCCAACACAACAAUGGGACCAAUGACACGGUCCUCUACCAGGUCCUUAAGGUGGUCUCAGCUGAGCGUCAGGUGGUAGCUGGGACCAGUUACACAAUGACUGUGAUUUUGGGGCGAACCAACUGUGAGAAGGAGGCACCAGCAAAUAACUGUACUGUCCACAAAGAGCCUGGAUUCGCUCAGCCUUACCAGUGCAAAUUCAGAGUGUGGAGUCGCCCAUGGCUUAAUGAUACCCAGCUGACCAAAGAGGAAUGCGGUGAACUCACUUCACAAUGAAAAACAUUUUUCUUCUGAAGAUCUACAAAGUGAUACUAUCUUGACAGGCUCUCAAAAUUCCUUCACUAAAUGCUACUUUCAAACUCUAUUGAAUUUUUCUGCAAUACGAACAAAGGUUUUACUAUAAAAGUAUUCAUUAGAACACAAAAAUAAAAAAUUUAAACUUCCAUGAA
Messenger RNA from Gambusia affinis (western mosquitofish), 668 nucleotides. RefSeq names its product cystatin-like. NCBI's taxonomy places the organism in Eukaryota, Metazoa, Chordata, Actinopteri, Cyprinodontiformes, Poeciliidae. The coding region runs from base 85 to 495 and encodes 136 amino acids. The transcript has 3 exons. The record is from RefSeq and is a predicted model, not a curated record. Gene Ontology annotation, molecular function: cysteine-type endopeptidase inhibitor activity.